AGAAAAAAUGUGCAUUUGCAUAAUGAUUUUCUUUUCGACCAUGCACACACUUCUUAUGUUAGAAACAACAUGCGUGACAUGUAAAUACGAAUUCAUAAAUAUUAGGAUGUAUUAUUUAGUUGGACUAAUGUAUUAUUGUGACAUAUUACAACCUCGUCCGCAUGUAUACGGGUGUUAGGAACGUACCAACUCUCUGAAUAAAUUGACGAAAAUGUAAACAUGUCACUUAUAACACACGAAUCUAUAACUGUGGAAGAGCCAGUGGCUACAGAUGACGAAGAUAAGGUGCAGGUGUAUGGAUCCACAUUGUCAACUACACCGUCACCUGCGAAACUGAGGCAAAGUAGUAAUUUUCAGGAAUGGGAAGAAGGAGAAGACAGAAAAGAACACAGGCCAACAAGCCUGUUGUUGCCCUCCCCGUCCUCCGGUCAGAAGGCCAGCACUCAAUCUGACGAGACCCGAGUCACAACACGCUCCUUCUCAGACUCAAACAGCUGGAUGCAGCAUCCAAAGAUCCAGGAGAAUUGGAAGGUUGUCCUGGGCGCAGUCAUGUUGACCCUGAUAGGGUCCGUGCUGUUCUUUGUGGGGGUCGGAAUAGUGGCCUCCCCUGGCAGAGGAAUGCACUGUCUGGUGUUCUUCAUUGGCGGCCUGCUGUGUCUGAUUCCUGGAGCCUAUCACCUCAUCUAUAUCUGCCUGGCAUUGCGGGGUUGUGAAGGGUACAGUCUCUAUGAUCUGCCAGUUUUCAACUAGGACAAUGACAUUCAAAUCUGCAGGAUUUCUACACUUAAAACAAGCAUUUGUAAUUUGCACAUGACGGCUGGACUCCAAAGGCUGAACACAAGCAUUUGUUAUUUGCACAUGACGGCUGGACUCCAAAGGCUGAACACAAGCAUUUGUUAAUUGCACAUGACGGCUGGACUCCAAAGGCUGAACACAAGCAUUUGUUAUUUGCACAUGACGGCUGGACUCCAAACGCUGAACACAAGCAUUUGUUAUUUGCACAUGACGGCUGGACUCCAAAGGCUGAACACAAGCAUUUGUUAUUUGCACAUGACGGCUGGACUCCAAAGGCUGAACACAAGCAUUUGUUAUUUGCACAUGACGGCUGGACUCCAAAGGCUGAACACAAGCAUUUGUUAUUUGCACAUGACGGCUGGACUUCGAAGGCUGCUGCUGUAUCUACUACCAGACAGGCUGUGCUGUGCCAUUCCAAACCUGUGUAAUAUGCAACACAUAACACAAGCAUUUUAUAUUUGCACGUGAUAUUUCUCUGUCUGUAGCUUUAUUCUUAAUGCUCUUAUUGAGCAUAUAGUUGUUAAAGCAACUGAGGCAAGUGCAUGUCACAUAAUGGAUAUUGUUAAGAAUCACAUACACCUGAUUAUGCUUCUCUUUUCACCAAUUUUUAGCUCAUCUAUUUUUUGAAAAAAAAUUAUGAGCUAUUGUCAUCACCUUGGUGUCGGCUUCGGCGUCCGGUUAAGUUUUGCAUUUAGGUCCACUUUUCUCAGAAAGUAUCAAUGCUAUUGCAUUCAAACUUGGUACACUUACUUACUAUCAUGAGGGGACUGGGCAGGCAAAGUUAGAUAACUCAGUCGUGCAUUUUGACAGAAUUAUGUGCCCUUUUUAUACUUAGAAAAUUGAAAAUUUUGGUUAAGUUUUGUGUUUAGGUCCAUUUUAUUCCUUAGGUAUCAAAGCUAUUGCUUUCAUACUUGCAACACUUACUAAGUAUCAUAAGUGGACUGUGCAGGCAAAGUUAUGUAACUCUGACUGGCAUUUUGACAGAACAGAAUUAUGUGCCCUUUUUAUACUUAGAAAAUUGAAAAUUUGGUUAAGUUUUGUGUUAAGGUCCACUUUAUUCCUACAGUAUCAAAGCUAUUGCUUUCAUACUUGCAACACUUAUUAACUAUCAUAAGGGGACUGUGCAGGCAAAGUUAUGUAACUCUGACUGACAUUUGGACAGAAUUAUGGGCCCUUUAUACUUAGAAAAAUGAAAAUUUGGUUAAGUUUUGUGUUUUGGUCAACUUUACCCCUAAAGUAUCAUAGAUAUUGCUUUCAUACUUGGAACACUCGCAAACUAUCAUAAGGGUACAGUAAAAGGACAAGUUGCAUAACUCUGGUUGUCAUUUUUACGGAAUAAUGGCCCUUUUUUGACUUAGUAACUUUGAAUAUAUGGUUAAAUUUUGUGUUUAGAUCCGCUUUACUUCUAAAGUAUCAAGGCUAUUGCUUUCAAACUUCAAAAACUUUCAUGCUAUCAUGAGGUUACUGUACCUGGCAAGUUGAAUUUUACCUUUACCUUUGAAUGACCUUGACUCUCAAGGUCAAAUUAUUAAAUUUUGCUAAAAUUGCCAUAACUUCUUUAUUUAUGAUUAUAUUUGAUUGAUACUUUGACAAAACUACUCUUACCUGACAUACCACAAUAGACCCAAACCAU
Dreissena polymorpha is the source of this 2428-nucleotide messenger RNA. Its product is annotated as transmembrane protein 134-like. The transcript is spliced from 6 exons. Lineage: Eukaryota; Metazoa; Mollusca; Bivalvia; Myida; Dreissenidae. The record is from RefSeq and is a predicted model, not a curated record. The coding region runs from base 220 to 750 and encodes 176 amino acids.